Messenger RNA from Bactrocera oleae (olive fruit fly), 1684 nucleotides. RefSeq names its product putative inorganic phosphate cotransporter. The record is from RefSeq and is a predicted model, not a curated record. Gene Ontology annotation, molecular function: transmembrane transporter activity. NCBI's taxonomy places the organism in Eukaryota, Metazoa, Arthropoda, Insecta, Diptera, Tephritidae. Gene Ontology annotation, cellular component: membrane. Gene Ontology annotation, biological process: transmembrane transport; monoatomic anion transport.
UUUCAAUUUCCUUACCUCUUUUCCCAAUUUAAAUGUCAACUUUCGAAAAACAUAACAAUAAAAAAAAUUUGUCGGCAAAAAAAAAAUAAAAAACAAACAAAUAAAAUUCGCUACGAAAAAACAAAAAAAAUUGUUCCAUAUAAGCAAAAUUCCGACUGCUUUCGAGAAGCAAAUGACUCACUUUGGUGUUCGACAUCUGCAAAUGCUCUUGCUCUUCGGCACAAUGUGUGUUGUGUAUGCGCUGCGCGUUAAUCUGUCGGUAGCGCUCGUUGUAAUGACAGAUAAGACGUCAAAUCCAGACUUCGAAGAAUACAAUUGGAAUGAACGUAUCAAGGGUUUGCUGCUGAGUUCCUUCUUCAUCGGUUAUGUCACCUCACAAGUACCUUCCGGCUAUUUAUCACGCAGAUGUGGUGGCAAAUUAUUGUUGCUCAUCAGUCUUGUCAGUUGUUCGUUGUUGGCCAUAUUAACGCCAUUAUGUGCAGCUAUCGGCAGCUGGCAGCUGGUGCUUGCUUCACGCAUAGUGCAGGGCGUAUUUCAGGGCACCGUAUUUCCCUCAACGCACACGAUACUCUCGCAAUGGUCACCGGUGGAAGAGCGCGGUCUAAUGAGUUCGUGCACAUAUUCGGGCUGUCAGUUUGGUACAUUCGUUAUGUUGGGUAGUAGUGGCGUAAUUGCUGCCUCACGUUUAGGUUGGCCCGGUAUUUUCUACCUAUCCGGCAGUGUGGGUUUAUUAUGGGCCGCUAUAUUCAAGUAUUUCGGUUGCAGUUCACCGAAAGAGUGUCGACAGCUAUCGGAGCGUGAACGCGAACUUAUAACUUCACAUUGGGGCACAUCGGAGUUGCAGUUUAGGCGCCGAUCAAUGCAUCCACCGUGGACAGAAUUCUUCAAAUCAUGUCCUUUUUGGGCUCUCAUGACUGUACACUGCACCAAUAAUUGGGGUCUGUGGACUUUGCUCACCUACAUGCCGGUCUAUGUGAAAAAUAUUUUAGAUAUGGAUAUUCAGAAUAAUGCACUCUCAUCCGCACUACCAUACUUUUCAAUGUGGGUACUCAGCUUUGUAUUUACGGCGUUGUCCAUGUGGUUUAAGAAGCGUCAAUGGAUGUCUUUAAAUACAAAUAGGAAGCUCUUUAACACCAUCGGUCAUGGUACACCGGCAAUAACGCUAAUUGCUCUCGGCUAUGUGAAUGCGGAUCAUGUAAUUGCUGCAGUCGCUUUACUUACGAUAACGGUUGGUGUUAGCUCGGCUUCGUAUUUGGGUUAUCAAAUCAAUCAUAUUGACUUAUCACCGAACUUCGCUGGUAUCCUCAUGGGCAUUUCGAAUUGUUUAGCCAACAUAACGGGAAUUGUGGCGCCACUAACAGUGGCAUUGAUAGUCACUAAUGAGAAAUCCGUUGAGCAAUGGCGUAUAGUGUUCUUUUUGGCCUCGUUCCUGUACAUUUUGGGCAAUAUGGUGUUUCUAAUUUUUGGUGAUUGUAACGUACAACCAUGGAAUGAUCCAGCUGAAUAGUUCUAACUAACUUUAUUCCACAUUGAUGUACCUUUUUACAUUACCUCUGUGGGAUCCAUAAGUGACUUUUAUAAACUAAGCAUUUAAAUUAGGUGUAAAUAAUCAUGUAUGUAUGUAUAAAUUAAUGUAAAUUUGUUUCUGUUGAAUAAAUACCUACUAGUGCAUAGAUCAUGGAUA